AUUCAAUGCUGACGCGACUCUCCCCUGCGAAGGCUGGCGCGGACAAGUGUCUGCAUAGUUUCGGAAUCCUUGGUCUUCGUAUAUCGUCGAAAGUGAUUUCAAACUCGUACGAACCGCAGGUCACAAGCUCGUGGUAGAGGAAACAACGAGACGCUGCAAGUGGAUUAAGAGGUUUAGACGUCUCCGUCCCGUCAUCGGGGAACAGCGGCAACUCUUUAUCCCAAGAUGAUGGCGCCAUAUCACGCUGCUUUGGCCAGAGGGUCCGAAAGAGACGAUCUCGCUUUCUUGAUGGAGGCAAGACACACGGGCGUGGAGUUCCUGAUGGAGAAUGGCACCGACCCGCCCCAGACCUUCAGGGCUCACAAAACGCUUCUUGCCAUGCGGAACGAGGUCUUCGAAGCCAUGUUUUACGGAACUCAGUCUGAAAAGCUCCAGUAUAGCAUCAGCAACCUACGGGCAGAUGGAUUCUUUACUCUCCUAAGGUACCUCUACACCGAGGUCGCCAGCUUAAUCAACAUUCCGCAAGCGCUGCACACACGAACGGCUGCUGAAACGUUCCGGGUGUCGAGGCUCGUGGAAGUCUGCGACGCGUUCCUCGCAACGUCAAUGCAGCCAGCCGACGUCUGCUACGUCUUGGAUUACACGACAGCAAAGCGAAGCACCAAGACCUUGGACGGUCUCAUCGACAAGCAUCUGAAAGAGAACGCUGGGCAGGUUAUAAAGUGCAAGGAGUUCAUCGCGGCAUCGCAGGAAACCGUACUGAGAAUACUGAAGAACCCCUGCGUGAGGAUCAGAGAAUACGACAUCAUCGAGGCUGUUUACUCUUGGGCGACGGUGCACUGCGCCCAAGCGAGCGACGAGACUCCCAUCAACGCACUGCGAAGGACCAUGAGGCCGUUCCUGCCGGAGCUUCGGUUGCUCUCAUUGACUCCUCUGGAAUUCGUGGAGGGCCCGUCUUGCUGGCAGAUCCUGACCAAGCGCGACACCCUGGAUGUUCUCAGCAACAUCAUUAAACCUGGAUCGGAAAGGUUGCCCGAAGACAUUUGCGCGAACAGAGAACAGCGAACGAACUCUCACAGCUCCUCUGCACAGCCGGCCAUAGAAGCGCCGCGCGUCUUCAAUUUCGGCGGAUCUCCAUGUUUUUAAUGACUGCUUUUAGAGGCGCAUGGCGUGGCGAGUCCAGAUAUUUUUCUUAUCGCCGACAAUGAGAUUUCGUCGUUAGUCGAUAAGAACGCCGAUGAACCGACCACGAAGCACAUUAAGAAGGCCACAGCCCGCUCUUUAUAAAGUUUCCACUGAAUAGCACCGUUUCUUCGAAUGUAUUUCUUCAUGAACGGUAUUCUUCAUUGAAGGUCUUGCACCGGUCAUACAAACACCGUCUCCAUACGUGUUCGAAGUAUACGUGUGUGUGAAACAAGCGUGCUUGGAACGCGCGUGAGGCGUUCCCUUAAAUAAUUCUGUCGCACAUGUCAACAGUGAACGUCCUGCCUUUUGUAGGGUGUACGAGGUCUGUGGUUGUGGCUGAAAGCCGCACUCACAUUGCUAUAAUGCGCAGAUUUGUGCCUGUUUCAAGUGAUACUGUAUUCCAAUUACGUUUGGAAGUAAUUUUUGUGUCCUGGAAAUACAUAUGAUCGUGAAUAUUGGCUACUGUACCUUAAUUACAUUUUCCGGUAUCUCGUACUCCAUGUUUCAAAUAAAUUUUCGAUCUUAAAAAAAAA
Molecule: messenger RNA, 1718 nt
Organism: Ixodes scapularis (black-legged tick)
Lineage: Eukaryota; Metazoa; Arthropoda; Arachnida; Ixodida; Ixodidae
Product: BTB/POZ domain-containing protein 9-like
Exons: 4
Coding region: 226-1146 (306 amino acids)
Biological process (GO): neurogenesis
Cellular component (GO): cytosol
Molecular function (GO): protein binding
Source: RefSeq, a predicted model, not a curated record